This is a messenger RNA of Clonostachys solani, 540 nucleotides long. The record is from the annotation of a GenBank genome assembly. Lineage: Eukaryota; Fungi; Ascomycota; Sordariomycetes; Hypocreales; Bionectriaceae.
AUGGACUAUUCUACACAGGACAACCAAAACGCUGCUCCCGGUGCUUUGGAUGCUGCCAAGCUCAAUGGAGCCCGCAAGCCUGAUUCUCAAAGCGUCACCAAGAGGCUGCAGACUGAGCUGAUGCAGCUUAUGACUUCGCCUGCUCCUGGCGUAUCUGCAUUUCCAUCGGCUGAUGGCAAUCUUUUAUCAUGGACUGCAACCAUCGAGGGUCCGGAUGACACCCCCUAUACUGGUCUGACCAUGAAGCUGAGCUUUGCUUUCCCUUCAAACUACCCCUAUGCCCCCCCUACGGUUCUGUUCAAGACCCCCAUCUACCACCCAAAUGUCGAUUUCUCAGGUCGCAUCUGCCUGGACAUUCUCAAGGACAAGUGGACUGCCGCCUACAACGUCCAGACUGUUCUGCUGAGCCUGCAAAGCUUGCUCGGAGAACCCAACAACGCAUCCCCGCUGAACGGCGAGGCUGCAGAGCUCUGGGACAGCGACCCAGAGGAGUUCAAGAAGAAGGUGCUGGGACGGCACAGGGACAUCGAGGAGGAGUAA